Messenger RNA from Chaetomium globosum CBS 148.51, 891 nucleotides. RefSeq lists its product as uncharacterized. NCBI's taxonomy places the organism in Eukaryota, Fungi, Ascomycota, Sordariomycetes, Sordariales, Chaetomiaceae. The coding region runs from base 1 to 891 and encodes 296 amino acids. Gene Ontology annotation, cellular component: mitochondrion. The transcript has 2 exons. The record is from RefSeq and is a predicted model, not a curated record.
AUGACGACCCUCUUACGCCCUCUCGCGCCGUUAACUCGGUCGGCGAUUCCCUCCCCCUCUAUCUGCGCGCAAUGCCGCCGCACCUUCGUUUCCAGCCCAGCCCUCAGGUCUGGCCACAACAAAUGGAGCAAGAUCCGCCAUGACAAGGCGGCCAACGACGCAAAAAAGAAUGCCACCCGCACAAUCUUCGCCAAGAACAUCACCCUGUACUCAAAGCUCUUUGGCCCUGACCCCAACAACAACCCCCAACUAGCCGCCGCCAUAAACGCGGCCAAGAAGGCCAGCGUGCCCAAAGACAAGAUCGAAGGGGCCAUUGCCCGCGGGCAGGGCAAGUCGUCCGGAGGUGCCGCCCUCGACUCCAUCACAUUCGAAGCGAUGAUGCCGCCAUCGAUUGCGCUGAUAGUUGAUCUCGAGACGGAGAGCAAACUUCGGGCGUUACAGGACUUGAACCAGAUGGUCAAGAAGGCGAAAGGGUCGACGAGCUCGUCCAAAUUCUUCUUCUCGCGCCUCGGGCGGGUGGUGUUCGAGAAAGGCGAGAACGGACUAGACGUCGAUCAGAUCAUGGAUGACGCGAUCGAGGCCGGGGCAGAGGACCUAGAAAACGAUGCCGACGGGAACAUCAUCGUCUGGACUCAGCCGUCGGCGACAAUGCAGGUGUGCAAAACGGUGGGAUCCAAGUUUGGGCUGAAGAUUUUAAGCUCGGAUAUCAUCUGGACGGCGAACGAGGACACCAAGGCUGAGUUGGAUGCGUCUGAGGAGCUGAAAAGCUUUACGGACUUGCUCGAGGCGCUGCGGGAGUACCCUGAGGUACAGGCAGUGUAUUCGAACGUGUCGAAGGGGUCUAUGAGUGACGAGGAGUGGGCGAGGAUAGAGGAGAACCUGGACACAUAG